Schistocerca americana (American grasshopper) is the source of this 1558-nucleotide messenger RNA. Its product is annotated as hexokinase type 2-like. The transcript is spliced from 9 exons. Gene Ontology annotation, biological process: glycolytic process; intracellular glucose homeostasis; glucose 6-phosphate metabolic process. Bases 141 to 1394 code for a protein of 417 amino acids. NCBI's taxonomy places the organism in Eukaryota, Metazoa, Arthropoda, Insecta, Orthoptera, Acrididae. Gene Ontology annotation, molecular function: fructokinase activity; ATP binding; glucokinase activity. The record is from RefSeq and is a predicted model, not a curated record. Gene Ontology annotation, cellular component: cytosol; mitochondrion.
GCCCCAGGAAUGGAAGGAACAUCACAUCCAAGUGUGCCGAAAGCUGUUGCAGCAUGCUGUGGAUGAUCCGUUCAUUUCCAGGAUCAUUGUGUAUGAUGAAAUAUGGGUAUAUCUCUUGAGACAAAGUGACAGUCUUCACAAUGGGAGAGCCAACCAUUUCCAUUACAGAAGAAGAAAGGGGAAAAUUCCUUGCACUUGAUCUUGGAGGUACUAAUUUUCGUGUUCUUGUUAUUCACUUGUCUGAGAAGCACUUUGACAUGAAAGCCAAGAUAUUUGCAAUACCACAAAAAAUUAUGGUGGGAACUGGAACACAGCUGUUUGAUCAUAUAGCUGAAUGUCUAGUGGCAUUUGUUAAGGAGCAUCAGUUACACACAGAAGUACUGCCUCUAGGAUUUACAUUCAGCUUUCCAUUAAUGCAGAAAGGACUAUCUGUAGGAAUUCUUGAAAGGUGGACUAAAGGCUUCAACUGCUCUGGUGUUAUUGGACAAGAUGUAGUUCAGCUGCUGAGAGAUGCACUGGACAAAAAACCGAGAUUCAGAAGGAAGAACUUCAGGGUGAAACAAUCCAAGAUAUACAUUAACAGAGUGAAACAGGAUGUGAAGAUUAACAUCGCUGCAGUUCUUAAUGACACUACAGGUACGCUGAUGUCAUGUGCAUGGAAGGAUCACAACACAAAAAUAGGACUCAUCAUUGGAACUGGUACAAAUUCAUGCUAUGUAGAAAAAACUGAGAAUGCAGAACUGUUUGAUGGUGACAGGAGCAAACCAUAUGUAAUCAUCAACACAGAAAGUGGAGCAUUUGGUGAUGAUGGAAAACUUAAUUUUAUUAGAACAGAAUAUGACAAAGAUGUAGAUGACAAUUCCAUAAAUCCUGGAAGACAACUGCAUGAGAAGAUGAUAUCAGGAAUGUAUAUGGGAGAAAUAGUUCGACUGAUAGCUGAGAAAGCUAUUAAAAUGAAUGCCAUCCUGGGUGGAAAAGGUUCUGAUGCAUUUCAAAAGCGAGGGGGUUUCUUCACUAAAUAUGUAUCUGAAAUAGAAAGUGAUAAACCAGGUUCUUACACAAAUGUUAAGAGAAUAAUGAAUGAGCUUGGUCUUCCACAUGCAACUGAACAAGAUUUUGUAGACUUCAGACAUAUGUGUGAAGCUGUUUCUUCAAGAGCUGGUGUCAUGGUCUCUGCUUCAAUGGCUACAUUACUUAAUAAAAUGGGUUUUGAACAAGCAACUAUUGGCAUUGAUGGUUCACUCUAUCGAUUUCACCCUGGGUUUGCAGACCUAAUGACAAGAAAAAUUUCACAAUUAGUGAAGCCAGGGAUUAAAUUCAAGUUAAUGUUGUCAGAAGAUGGAAGUGGAAGAGGAGCAGCUCUAGUUGCUGCUGUUGCCAGUCGGGGAGACUAACAGCAGUCAGAGUUAAAUACUUUGCUUUUUGUUUUAACCAGAUUAGCUUAAAUCUGUCUUUUCUCUUGUAGAAAAAUUAUUUGCCUUAAUGUUUUGUGGCCUGGGUUUUUCACCAGCAGAUAUUGUAAACAAUGAGACCACCACAUCUCUUUGUAUUAAACAAA